Messenger RNA from Kazachstania africana CBS 2517, 1032 nucleotides. RefSeq names its product RNA polymerase specificity factor (gene MTF1). Gene Ontology annotation, biological process: transcription initiation at mitochondrial promoter. Gene Ontology annotation, cellular component: mitochondrial DNA-directed RNA polymerase complex; mitochondrial matrix. The transcript has a single exon. NCBI's taxonomy places the organism in Eukaryota, Fungi, Ascomycota, Saccharomycetes, Saccharomycetales, Saccharomycetaceae. The coding region runs from base 1 to 1032 and encodes 343 amino acids. Gene Ontology annotation, molecular function: mitochondrial transcription factor activity. The record is from RefSeq and is a predicted model, not a curated record.
AUGUCAUUGAAGCCCUCCACCAUUGCAGGUUUUCCCAGGAUAAAGUAUUUUUAUCACUCUAGAUAUCUAGUCAAUCCAAAAAUUUAUGAUAAGAUCUUUGAUAGACUGGAUUUGAAAAAAACAUAUGGUGAUUGCAAAAGACUGAAAGUUUUAGAUUUAUACCCUGGCCCUUUGACCCAGUCAAUAGUAUUUAACAAGAGAUACAAUCCACAACAACAUGUUCUCAUGGAAUCAAGGCCGUCGUUCGUAGAGCACAUUAGAUCUACUCUGAAAGAGGACAAUUCAGCAUUUCAACUUUCUGAAUUAGAUCCCUAUGACUGGAAAUCUUACAUAAAGAUUAUGGAAGAAACUGAGCAGUUCGUGCCGGCUACUCAAAAUCGAAAUUAUAUCCAUGACAAGUUUUUUGUCAUGGCCAAUGUUACUGAAAAGAAACAUGAAGGUUUGCUGAUGCAGUGGUUCAAUUGUCUAGGUGUUGGUAAUUGGAUUCAAAAGUAUGGAAGAGUGAAAAUGUUGGUUUGGAUGCCUACUUCUACUGCUGCUAAGUUACUUGCUAAACCUUCCACAAAGCUGCGUGCAAAAUGUUCAGUUGUUUGUGAGGCAUAUUCUAUUUCUAAUCUGAUUGCGUUGUCAAACGUUCAGGACUUCAAACAAUUUGAUAAAGACACCUUGGAAAAAUCAUCCCCUGUCGUUCUAGAAGAGCAUGAUAUUGUUCCUGAAAGCGGUGCAUCUAUUGCUCUGAUGGAAAUUGACCCAUUAGAACAUAAUAUAGCAUGUGACGAAUGGGACUACGUCACGAAGCAUUUGAUGAUUUUGAAAAAGACGCCAUUCAAUGAUGCUGUUGAAUCACUUGGUCAUGGUGCUAGAGAUUACUUUAGAGGAAAGAUAGCAAAUGAAGCGUUCAUGAAACGUCAUCCUAUUACCUUUACAGCGGAAGAGUUUAAAUAUUUAACUAGUAUCUUUUCUAAUUGGCCCUUUAAACCAGAUAUCUACUUAGAUUUCUUCGACUAUCGCCAAGAGGAAAGUGUCAUGUAA